Molecule: messenger RNA, 993 nt
Organism: Neurospora tetraspora
Lineage: Eukaryota; Fungi; Ascomycota; Sordariomycetes; Sordariales; Sordariaceae
Product: RTA1 like protein-domain-containing protein
Exons: 2
Coding region: 1-993 (330 amino acids)
Cellular component (GO): fungal-type vacuole; plasma membrane
Source: RefSeq, a predicted model, not a curated record
AUGUCCUCCAACAACACAUCCGGGUCCGACAUCCCGGAUGGCGUCACUCCGGAUAUGUGGACUGCGUGGAUGGACCUCCGCAAAGAAUGUUAUCCGGACCUGAUCGAUGGUGUUGACCCCAGUUACGGGUACCGGCCAACGCUGGGAGCCGGCAUUGCCUUUGACGUCCUCUUUGGCAUCUGUAUCAUCGGUCAUCUCAUUCAGCUGAUUAGGUUUCGGCGGUGGACUUCGGGGUUGAUGCUGGCUGGAGCUAUUACCGAAGCAAUAGGCUGGGCAGGCCGCACCUGGUCCUCCAAGUGUCCCUACAACAACGACGCCUUCCUCAUGCAAAUCACCACCCUCAUCAUCGCGCCGACCUUCUUCGCCGCGGCCCUCUACGUCCUGCUGGCCACGCUCAUCCGGCUUUUGGGACACCAGACCAGCAUCCUCUCGGCCAAAUGGUACGCCAUCGUCUUCUGCACGUGCGACGUCAUCUCGCUCGUCAUCCAGGCCGUCGGCGGCGGCAUGGCGUCCAGCGAGUCCAACAAGGAAGGAGGCCACACCAAGCCGGGGACGCACACCAUGGUGGCGGGAAUCGUGUUCCAGCUGUUCACCAUGACCGUGUUCGCCGUGCUGGUGCUGGAUUUCCUGAGGAGGGUGUAUAAGCUGGCCAAGGGGCGGAGGGAUGGACAGGGGGGACUGACGAGGAAUAUGAAGCUGACGUUGCUGGCGCUGUUUGUGUCGUUCGUCAUGAUUUAUACCAGGAGCGUGUACCGGACGAUCGAGCUGGCCCAGGGGUGGCAUGGGCAUCUGAUUACCCACGAGGGAUACUUUAUCGGGCUGGAUGCCUCGUUGAUGGUCAUCUCGGCGGGUAUCUUUUUGGUGUUUGACCCGGCGGUGUUGUUGAGGGAUGAGAUGAAGAAGGUUAAUGUGAGCGGAAAGGAGGAGCAGGACACGACCACGGGGAAUGACUCGGAAGCGCAGACUGGAGUGAGGGACAUAAGAGGGGAUUGA